GGGGGGGGGGGCUGCGCGCCGAGACCCCCCGCGUUAAAGGAGCCCGGCGAGCGGCGGCGAGCGGCAGCCCAGGCGCGGCGGUGGACCUCCGGGAGCUUUCUGGCUGCAGACACCUGAGCAACGCGACACCAUGACUCUGGCUGCUUACAAGGAGAAGAUGAAGGAGCUGCCUCUCGUCUCCCUGUUUUGCUCCUGCUUCCUCUCGGACCCCUUGAACAAGCCAGCAUACACUUACGAAGACACAGUAGAUCUCACCUGGUGCGUCAUCUCCGACAUGGAAGUCAUCGAGCUCAACAAGCGCACUUCAGGGCAGUCUUUUGAGGUGAUCCUGAAGCCCCCCUCCUUUGACGGCAUCCCCGAGUUCAAUGCCUCCCUGCCGCGGCGGCGUGAUCCUUCCCUGGAGGAGAUCCAGAAGAAGCUGGAGGCAGCCGAGGAGCGAAGGAAAUACCAAGAGGCCGAGCUCCUGAAGCACCUGGCGGAGAAGCGGGAGCACGAGCGAGAAGUCAUCCAGAAGGCCAUUGAGGAGAACAAUAACUUCAUCAAAAUGGCCAAAGAGAAGCUAGCACAGAAGAUGGAGUCCAACAAAGAGAACCGUGAGGCCCAUUUAGCAGCCAUGUUGGAGCGCUUGCAGGAGAAGCAGGUCUGUUCCCAACCUCAGCAUGGAAGGUCCCACUCUCACCACCUCCAGCUCCCUCCAAAACAUCCCUUCUGCAAGGAGCUCGCUCAGUGCCCUUCUCCAAACGCCUCAGCUAGCCUUGGGUCAGAGACAGAGAGCACAAGAUAAUGAAGGACAAUCCGAGCCAACCCCAUCUCCUUGGGGCUCCCAUCUUGUCUGGUUGACGUCUACCUCCUAGCUAGAGGGCAAGGACAAUCUGUCUGUCUGUCCCUGAGUGCCUCCACAGUCCUUAAAACACCCCGGGGGAGGAGAGGAUGCUGUUGACCCAUCGGUGUCCCUCCCGGGACGAACCUGGCCUGGUGAACGCUCUUGUUCCUGCGAACCCCUCCGAAGCUGCUCACCCACCAGCAGGGCCCAAAGCCCGGCAACCUAACCCGUCUCCCUCCCCCCCUUCUCCCUUCCACCUCCCCACAGGACAAACAUGCGGAAGAAGUGAGGAAAAACAAGGAGCUAAAAGAAGAGGCUUCCAGGUAAAGAGCCCCAGGUGACGGUGGAUUGGACUGACAGCUCCGGAGAGGUUGUAGAGGCUGCCUCAGUGCAAGGUUGACCAGUGGAAGGGGAUGUUCCUCUGCUUUCUUUGUUUGUGAAUGUAAAGAAUUGACCAGUGAAGCCAUCCUAUUCGUUUGGGGAGGGUGGGGAGGGAGGCGUUGCGGGAGGAGCAAGGAGGGGGGUGGGUGGGUGCGUGCCUCUUUGGGGCGCCAGCUUCGGGACGUCCAUCUGGAAACCUCUCCGAGGUCUCAUGCGUACUUAACUCGCGCGCCAUCCGCGUCCGACAGAGAGAUGGGAACGCGCCCACCAAGGGCCAGCGAAGCGGAGGAGGUGGCCAAGGGGGGGCCAGGGAAGGAGCGGGUGGGGAGGGAAGGGGGAAAAUGUGCAUCAUGUGUGACUUUAAUUUGGUGGUCCGUGUUGGGCAGAUGGGGCAGUGCUCUCUGCAACCAUGGGGCGAGCGUGCGUGCGUGCAUGCGUGUGUCCCUCGAGCUUUGUUUCUUUCUCCUCUUCCUUCCCACCCCAGUGGAUGUCUGGCCAUCGAUGUGUGGCAGCAUCUCUUGGUGUCCCUCCCUCAUUUUCUCCUGCCUCUUGCUCCAGGCCUCUUGCCCAGAGCAGGCAUUAGUUGCUCAUAGACUUUGCAGCACAAUUUUGGGAAAGAGAUUGGGAAUAAGGUUGUCAGAGAGUGAGAAUUACUUGCUCCAAAGGCUUUAUCCAGUUGUAGAAGAUGCUGAGGGUCCUUUUGAAAGAGUGAAGUCAAAAAGCCCCAUGAUUUCCCAAAGAGCUGCUUUUUGUAAGAAACCUCCUGAGACAUCUUCCCAGGAACUCUUGGAUGAAAUCCCUUUUUUUACUCUAGAGCAGCUGAAAAGCCUUCUGCCUUCAGAGGCUCAGAUGAUUAACUGAAGAGAGAAAUUACCCCCAUGGGGAGCUAGAGCAGAAGGAAAAAUAGAGUAGGGCUAUGGCAACUGUGAUGAAAGGAGUCGGGAAAAGCAAAAGGAAGGGAGCAGCUGAGAGAGCCCAGACUAGAGAGCCAGGAGGUGGGGUGGAGACACCUCUCUGGAGAAGAUAAUGUGUGAGACAGUGUGAGAAGGCAAUGUCUAUAGCAAAGGCAGGACUGGGAGCGAAGGAGAGGUGAGCCUGAGAGUCCCUGGGGAUGGCAGUGGCACCUCCUGAUGACUCCAAGCCAAGAGCAAGGCCAGCCUGGGACACCACCAAAUCCUAGCCCCGAGUUGUGAAUGUCCCAGGAGGUUUUUGUGGGUCCUGCUGAGCAGACAGUGUGAUCCCAGGGUGAUCUUUGUGUCCAGGCCAAGGGUGAGCAAAGCAGAGAGGUUGCUGUGAGAUGCCUCCAAACCAGGGGAGGUGGAAAAUCUGCUUUCUGCUGGGGCGGUGGGGGGACAGAAUCUCCACUCCCAGUUAAUAGCAAGCAGUGGUCCCAGUACUGCCAGGCUCUGGCACAUCAUCAGUCUCUAAUUCUGGUGUUAACUGAGGUCUCAGUCUCCCCUACUGCCAGAUAAGGCUUUUAAAGCACUGAUUUAGCAUGGGCAGGUCUGGAAAAAAGACCAUUUCUUGUUCAUUGUGCUGCAAAACACUCACCCAGUCCUGGAAGUCCAAGGGGAAGAGCAGCCCCCAGGGCAGGAAGGGCUGCCGGGAAGGGGAGCACAGAAGACGGUGAUGGGCAAAGAACGAGGGGGCUGUUCUAGUUGUGGCACGAGCUGUCCUUUUUUUGUACACAACAGUUGUAAAUAAACUGCCUUGGCAUUUCUUUUGUUUUCUCAUGA
Molecule: messenger RNA, 2940 nt
Organism: Rhea pennata
Lineage: Eukaryota; Metazoa; Chordata; Aves; Rheiformes; Rheidae
Gene: STMN4
Product: stathmin 4
Exons: 6
Coding region: 131-784 (217 amino acids)
Biological process (GO): microtubule depolymerization; neuron projection development; regulation of microtubule polymerization or depolymerization
Cellular component (GO): cytoplasm; neuron projection
Molecular function (GO): tubulin binding
Source: RefSeq, a predicted model, not a curated record